AUGUCUCUUAACCCUGAGCCUUCGGCGCCAGAGGAGCGCGCGGAGCACAACCUGCCGCCCAAGUCGUAUGCUGACGCUGCCGAAGAGGCUCUCCAGUCGGGCCCACAAUCACAUGUCAACGGCGAGGGCAGGACUGACGAGGUAAAGACCAAUGGCAUCCAUGCUGCCGAGGACGAGGAAAAGACGUCGCACGAAGGCAUUGGCCAGGAUGGCUCUCCAAAAAGCCCAACAGCGCGAGGCCAUCGCCGGGUGUCGUCGCGCAGCUCCCACAAAUCAUCUAAAAGCACCCAAGAUAACCAGCCGCCCAAAGACAUGAUUGAGAAUCAUAUCAAUGGUAAUGGCAAUGCGCUAACCACUGUGAAACCUUCACAGGAGAGCGAGCUCCCCCCGCAAGGCCGACGAACCGACCUCAAGCGCAGAGAUUCGGAGCUCACGGCGGGACGGCAGGCCGGCGCAUCAUGGUCAAAGAGCAAUGCUGACGACUCCAGAAUACGGUUUGCCCCCAUGAAUGUACCCUUGCAACGCCGUCUGCAGACCCUCGCUGUGCUCAUGCACACGCUCAGCAUUGUCGGAAGUCUCGCCAUCUUCUUCUUCCUCUGCAGCAUACCACUGCUCUGGCCCAUCCUACUCCCAUACACUGUCUACGUCCUCUUCUCGGAUGCUGGCACUUCCGGAGAGCUUUCCCUUCGGAGUGAAUGGUUCCGACGACUCCCCGUCUGGUCGCUCUUUGCAUCCUACUUCCCCGCCCGUCUUCACCGGUCACAGGAGCUGGAACCAACGAGAAAGUAUAUUUUCGGCUAUCAUCCGCACGGUAUCAUCUCACACGGCGCCUUUGCCGCUUUUGCCACGGAAGCCCUGGGCUUCUCCCAGCUGUUUCCUGGUAUUACAAAUACCUUGUUGACUCUCGACUCAAACUUCCGCUACCCCAUCUACCGCGAGUAUGCGCUCCGUCUUGGCAUGGCCUCCGUGUCUCGUGAGUCUUGCGAGAACAUCCUGUCCAAGGGCGGCCAGAAUGGCGAAGGCAUGGGUCGUGCCAUUACCAUUGUCGUUGGUGGUGCUGCCGAAUCCCUCGACGCCCGCCCUGGUGAAAUCAAGCUAGUCCUCCGUCGUCGCAAAGGCUUUGUAAAGCUGGCCAUUCGUACUGGCGCUGACCUUGUCCCGGUCCUGUCCUUUGGCGAGAACGACAUUUACGACCAAGUCGACACCGAGUCCCAUCCGUACAUCCACAAGUUUCAACUGCUAGUCAAGAAAUUUAUGGGUUUUACCGUGCCCAUCUUCCACGCUCGCGGUGUUUUCAACUACGACGUGGGUAUGAUGCCGUAUCGUCGACCAAUCAACAUUGUUGUUGGACGUCCAAUCAGGGUCGUGCAGAAUGAACAUCCUAACAACGACUACAUUGACCAAGUGCACCAGCAGUAUGUCGAUGAGCUGAUGCGUAUAUGGAACGAGCAUAAGGAUACCUUCGCCAGGAAUAGGACUGGCGAGCUGGAGCUCGUCGAGUAG
Messenger RNA from Bipolaris victoriae FI3, 1503 nucleotides. RefSeq lists its product as hypothetical. Gene Ontology annotation, biological process: triglyceride biosynthetic process. Bases 1 to 1503 code for a protein of 500 amino acids. Gene Ontology annotation, cellular component: endoplasmic reticulum membrane. Gene Ontology annotation, molecular function: diacylglycerol O-acyltransferase activity. NCBI's taxonomy places the organism in Eukaryota, Fungi, Ascomycota, Dothideomycetes, Pleosporales, Pleosporaceae. The record is from RefSeq and is a predicted model, not a curated record. The transcript is spliced from 2 exons.